AUGGAACAUGACACAAUCAGGAACCUCUUUGAUAAACUCACAAAUGUAGUCAACUCAGGAAUGUGGGAUCCAAGUUUACUCAGGAGUAACUUGCCUCUACAGCUUCCAAUGACUGCAGGCAAGAAGCCUCUGAUGUGCAAGACACCCAAAGGUGCAAUUCUGGACAAGAAAAGACUACAAAGACUGGUUGGACUCCCCAGAGGCUGGAGGGAGCAAUUGUGGGUGAGUAUGACUGCCCUCCAAUUCAUAUGGGCACAUAUGGAGAAAGACUUGCCUCUGUUCAAGCUCAUGGAAAGUGGCUGGAAACUUGAGCAUCUGUGUAUGAAGACAUACUUGGCCUGGAGAACAAAACAUCUUGACAACCAUGGCAACUUGAAGAGGACUACAUGCAACACAAUCAAAGGAGAGGCUCUCAACAACCACAAUGACGUCAAAAGCCUCAAUCCUGGCAGUAAGAAGUGCAAGGGACCCACAGACACUUCAUUAAUGCUGUCCAACAAGAAACAAAAAUCCAUGGCAGCCUUGCAGUCCCAGGACCCAUCAGAAUCACCAAAGCUCACAGCACCAGACUCAUCAUCCACAUCCAUGCUGACAUCUGCAUCCACAUCCACAUCCCUCAGUUUGGGAGCUUGUGUAGAGUUGCCAAUACAAGAACCACCUGAAUAUCCUGUCAAGGCUACUUCAGCACAAUUGACCCCCCAGGAUGUGGGCACAGACUUGGCCAACAAGGAAAACAAUCCAAGUGUUGAUAAUGUCAAUAUCCUGACCAUUGCCAAGAGUCCUAUUGUAUAUAAUCCUAUGAGUUUACUUGCAAUGGCUGCAGGGAAGGAAUCUGUGUAUGCUAUGGUGGUUGAAGAAAAUCAACCCCACAGACAGAAGGAAGAUUUCUGCUUGUACUGGGAUAAGACUCUAACACCAGCUGCAUGUGAAAAUUACAACAAUGAAGCCAAAGAGCUUGUUGUGAAGAAUACCUGGACCAAGUCCAUCAUCGAGCAAGGUAUUCUGCAUACCACCUAG
Molecule: messenger RNA, 1017 nt
Organism: Pisolithus orientalis
Lineage: Eukaryota; Fungi; Basidiomycota; Agaricomycetes; Boletales; Pisolithaceae
Exons: 9
Coding region: 1-1017 (338 amino acids)
Source: RefSeq, a predicted model, not a curated record